AUGACACAAGCCUUGACCGAAGCCAUGACCCAAGCCAUGCAGCUUCCCGCAGAGGCCGCAGGAACCUCAAGCGGGAGUACAAUGCACACGCUGAAGCUGUCAGACCAUUUGUCCGUUCUGGUCAAGCCUCCUCCUGGCCUGGAAAACGCCGGUCAUUCUCAAACAUCUCCAGCUCCCCUGCCCUCGUUGCCAAAUCUCUUGCCUGGCAAAGCCAGCAAGAAGACUCGGGACAGACAUUCUAAGCCAAACCAAGAGGGCCCCAAUCUGGUCGCGCUGCUGCGCACAAAGGAAGGAGCCUCAAUGCUCAGCUGUGAGCUGGCAAGUUUGAGUGCAACUCAGCUGCAAAGCUUCUGUGCGGAAUUGGUGACGUCCCUGCUGCCGGAUUUGAAGGUGCUGGCGUGUGACCCGAAUGCAAUGCCUGUCAUCAGUCAGCUCCUAGCUUUGCCUGGAAUCGAUGAUUUGCGAUUGAAAAUUACUCGCCGACUCCGUGGGUCCUUACUGAAGCUGACGAAAGACAAGCACGGCUGCUGGGUGGUGCAGGAGGCGUUGCAGGCCGCUCCUGCAGAGCUACAUGCGGCGCUGGCCCAGGAGCUACGAGGGAACGUUCUGGCGUGCUGUCGACACCGUCACGGCAACUUUGUGCUGCAACGCUGCGUGGAGCUGCUCAGCCACGAUGCGGUCAGCUUCAUUGUGGAGGAGCUCAAAGACCAUGCCGUUGAUACCUCUUUGCACAUUUAUUCCGGCCGUGUUAUGCAGCGACUUAUAGAGCAUUGCCCUCACAGUGGGAACAUGAUGGCACUUCUGGAUGCACUGUUGCACCAAGAGAAUCUGCACCAGUUAAUAAUGGAUCCGUAUGGCAACAAUGUUCUCAGGGCAGUUCUUGGCUCCGGGAAAGCGGUGCACAUCAAGAUGAUUGGCCGUGCAUUAACGGCAAACGUGCUGACUUAUGCUCAGCAUCGGCACGCCAGCCUUGUCAUGGAGGCUUUCCUGGAUGCCUUGAAGGGGAAGUACCAGCACGAGCUGCUUCAGGAAAGAUAUGAUAUGAUGGAAACGAUUCUAGCUGGCAGUGGCAGCACAGCUUCACCGUUUGAGCAUAUAGCUUUAGAUCGAUUCGGCAAUUACAUUGCGCAGCGAGUAAUGGAGGAUUGUCAGGGCAUUGAGCAGCAAAGAAUCCUGGAGCUACUCACUGCUCUGAGACCGAAGCUUCGACAUGCAGCCAACGGACAGCACAUACUGCAGGCUGCUCAGAGAAAAUUUGGCCCGCGACUCUCGUCGGUUUGCGAGCCAGCGUAUUACCCGGGUGAGGUCAACACUGACACACCGGUGCAAGUGCAUGAGUGUAUAGCCACAUCAGUCAUUAAUUUGUGA
Symbiodinium sp. CCMP2592 is the source of this 1368-nucleotide messenger RNA. Lineage: Eukaryota; Dinophyceae; Suessiales; Symbiodiniaceae. The record is from the annotation of a GenBank genome assembly.